GGUUGUAUCACUUCAUUCCGGCACCACAUUGAUUAAUAAUGUUGUUCUGCAAACAAGAAAUCGAAUCCUCCUGGAAAUUUCUAGUUGUUUGGAGUCAGUCCUGGCGGUAGUGUGGUUGGUGCUGCGUUGCAUGAGAAUCCAUUGUCAUUGGCUCACCCAAAGCGGGGAAAUCAGAAACUAACUUUUCUGUCUUUGUUUAAAUCCCAAAAUCCACAGUGAAAGAAAAAAAUGAGCCAGAGCCGCCUCUGUUCUCCUUCCAGUCAUCCACCGACCAUCAAAUAGUACAAACUCCGAAAAUCAUCAGAAGAAUUCAAAUACCACGUUCAAGCCAUUCCAUCGUCCACACCCUCCGUACCAAUAUCGCAUCAAUUCAUCGUCGCAAUAAAUCACAUCGUGUUCAAUCAAAUCGCACUUACAGCGCAGUUAAAUCAAUCCCAAUCCCGACUAACUGGUCCAAUUCUAUCCCCAAUCCGUUCACACCGCAAAGCUGGCAAUUUUCGAGAAAAAUGGCUCCAAGUAUGAAAAACAGUCAUAGUAGUAGUAAUUGUGGCGGCGAGGUAGUUAGCACUCAAGCCAACGUCCUCGCCAGCUGCUACAUCGUCGAUUCUUCCGCUCGUCUUUCUGGAUUCCAUUACUCCACUACCGGCGCUGGCGGUGGUAUCCCUGAGGUCCGCUCAGGGUCAAUAUCCCCUCCAUCAAGUCCCCCUCUUGCGGCCUUGACAUCUGCCAACGAAUUCGCAUUAAUUAAUCAUUCAAUGAAGAAUCGAGGCAGAGCUACAAGCCGCAAAGAGGGGGCAGCGUACGCCAUCCGGGAAGAGUGUGAGAGACUCUUUUGCGAGAACAUGAAAACCAUUUUUCUUGGUGAAGAAGAAAGUGCUAGUAGUGACUCAAACGUGAUGGGUGCGGACACGUAUUCAAGUCUUGACGAUGAUGUGGAUACGCAUGAUAAUUACUUUGGCAACGUCAAAUCCGGCCAUGCAAUCGAUGCUUGGGUCGAGAUUUGGGAUUAUACGGGGGGAUGCAGUUUCCGUGGAUUUGUUGGCGGAAAUGGUGAUGAGAAAACACUCUUUGCAUUCUUUGAUAAUUCAGUCAUUGGAAGGGAUUUGAAACAGGGACUUAUGGCACUGAUUGAACUUGCGGAUGAAGUAUUCGCAGUCUCCAAAGUGGUCAUUAAUGUUGAUCGAUCAAUUCCCGAAGAAGAUAAGUCAACGUUUCUCAAGAGUCUUCGUUGGGUUGGAUUCGAAUUGACCACCCUGGACAUGUGGUCGCAUCGACUGGAUACCACGAGUGAUAAAUGGUUAUUGAUGGGAUUGGAAGUUUAAGAUGGAUUUGAUGGACGAGAGGAAAUCGAUGCUCGGUGGACAGGAUGGAAUAUUUCUUUUAUAGGCGUACGGUUGUACGAGCACUUUUCUGCAAACACAAGUUGUUCAUUGCCGGGGUUCGAGGCGUGGUACUUGAUUGAUUUUGUCUUGAUAUUUGAUUUCAUGGGAAGUUUGGCUGAGUUGAAGGAGGGAAGGGAGGAAACAAGUACUUUCAUAAGUAGUCAUUCUCGUUCUGGAGUUUUCAUCUUAAUAUGAACAUGGAUAGGGUAAAUACUUUUUUAAUAAGUCUUUACCUUUUUUCCUUUUCGAUUCUACAUAGGUUGUUACAAUAUGAAUUUAUUGAUUUACUGGAUUUGAGAUUGAUGUAUAAAUUUCUUGGUGACUUGAUAAAUAACACA
This is a messenger RNA of Botrytis cinerea B05.10, 1720 nucleotides long. RefSeq lists its product as hypothetical. Gene Ontology annotation, molecular function: ornithine decarboxylase inhibitor activity. NCBI's taxonomy places the organism in Eukaryota, Fungi, Ascomycota, Leotiomycetes, Helotiales, Sclerotiniaceae. Gene Ontology annotation, cellular component: nucleus; cytoplasm. The record is from RefSeq and is a predicted model, not a curated record. Bases 507 to 1322 code for a protein of 271 amino acids. The transcript has 3 exons. Gene Ontology annotation, biological process: positive regulation of protein catabolic process.